CCACCCACCCGGUACCUGUUAGUCACAGAAAGUCUCAGGAUCAUUGAAUCUGCUGAGUUGGAAGGGACCCUCAGGAUCACCGAACCCACCUCCUGGCCCUGCGCAGGACACCCCAGGAAUCCCACCAAGUGAAACUUAGUGACAGUUUAAAAGUGACAAUCUAAAAGCGACAAGCAGAGACUGCGGUGUUUUUAGGGCGGCUCCAGAGGCAGAGGGUCGCUGCCAUUCGCCGGGAAAGAGGGAUGGCGCCAGGUGUCCCCGGAACCCCGGCGGUCGCUCGGCUAUGACGUGCCCUGCUCCCAGCAUAUCCGGCCCGGCCAGCCCGGCGGGUCCCGCCCGGUGUCUCGCCCUUCCCGGCGCUUCCCAUGGCCCUGCCCGCCGUCCACAGAUGCCUCCAACUCAGUGAUGAAAAUGAACAGUUAGUCAAGAAGGUGAAAAGACUACACAUAAAAAAUAAGGAGCUAGAAAAGAAUCUGGGUCAGAUCCAAGAAAAGUUGCAUCUGCAGCAGUUAAUGCCUGACUGUGGCACAAGCAGAGAUGUUCAGGUUCAAACAGAAAUCCAUUUAUGGUGUAAGGGUGGAGACAGCAAGGAUUUUGUUCUAGAGUGUGACAGUGUCAGACUGCUUCAUAUGUAUAAUGAGCUACAGAAACGUUACGUUAGAGAAAGCAAAAAAAACAAGGAGCAAAGUGAAGCAAUUAAAAAUCUCACUAUUAAAAUUCAUGAGCUAGAGCAUAAUCUUCAAGAGCAGAGGCAAAGAAUUGAACAACUGGAAUGUAAAAAGGUUUCUUGGAAAACUAGUGCUGUUUCUGGAAAAAGAAGUCGAACCUCAGAGGGAGGAAUAACUUCUCACAGGGACAUUUCUGAAGAGAAGGAACCCUGUUGCAGUGAAUAUUUAGGUAAUGGUGCCGUUAAUUUUGAUGAUGUUCCUUCUAGUAUGCCCAUCAGAGAGAAUGCAUUUAAUUUCUGACCUAGAGGCCGUUUUUCUACUUCAACCAGCAUUAGCUAAAAUGUUCUUUUCAUUUUUGAAAACCUGUUAUGUAAAAAUGGCAUCUUGUAGUCUAGGAUUCAACCUUGCAUUUGUUUGUUAUUAAAUGUUUGCUGUUUUGUUUUUCUGGAAUUGGUAGGUUGAUAAAAUCAGAGGUAGGAGUGUGUGGCUGUAUUUAGAGCUAUUUAUUCUUUAUUCUGGUAAGAUGUAUGUAUGCAGAUCCCUUAGUAAUAAUGUUUACUGCACCAUUCUUUGGUUUUCAGACACUGAUAUACAAAAUAACCUGGGUUUAGCCCUAAAAUGUUGGACAAACCUAGGCAAUACUGAUUUCAGCAUGUUCUUCCUCACAAGUAAAUCCACAAGUUAAGGUGCAAUCCUGUUCUACGUCAAAGCAUAGAAAAGAGGUGGAAGAGAUCUUAUAAUGUAGGCAUAAUUUUCAGGAAAUGUGCUGUCAGCAAGGGCUAAUGUGACCCUCUUGUAAGUCAGAAAAAGGUAAUUGAAGCAUGUAUGUUUUGUGGAUUUUUAAAGUAAAAUAAUCCUCCAUUCUAAGAAUCUGGCAAAUUCAAAUUAUCCAGUUGGCAAAUCCUGCUGUCUUUCAUAGUACUUGGGUAUGUUCUGGGCCAGUUCUUAAGAAUAAAUCACUUUAUGAAAAAGAUACUUUAAUUUUCUAAUAUCACAAAAGGUAGGCAGCUCUUUAACUGUCAUAUGAUUCAUAUGAGUGGGAGGUUGACUGUAUUGGUUGAAGUGUACAUUUUUUUAUUUGAAUGUAGAGCUAUUGUUGAAGGAGAUUAAAAAGCUGAAGAAAGAAAAUGCAAAGUUGUCUGCAGAAAAGAGAGCACUAAAAAAUGAAUUAGCUGGAUUAGACAAGGGAUUUUGUACUGACAAAACACCCAGUGUGAUCCUUUGACUACUCCUAGCUAUUUUUGUCCAAGAGAAGAGAACUGAGCCAUUGAGUCUUAUGCUGGUGCUGCAAUGCUGAGUUAUAGCUCGACUACUGUGAAGAAUCUUCCUCUGAAGAAGAGGCUCUGUUUUCUGUUGAAACUUGUGGGCUUUGUCACCUCAGUGUUCAUAUUUUGUGAAUUUUUAAUUUAUUAUGUGGUGAUUUUUCAAUGCCGAUGGCCAGAAGUGAAAGGUGGAGCUCCCAUGGGUGAAAAAGAGACUUCAGCUUCAGUCCUAAAGGCCAUGAUUUUAGCUGAUACUCACCUACUUGGUGAAAUCAAAGGACAUUGGUUUGAUAAACUAAGAAGGGAAUGGCAGAUGGAGAGAUCUUUCCAAACUGCCUUAUGGUUACUGCAGCCAGAUAUUGUUUUUAUUCUGGGAGAUAUCUUUGAUGAAGGCAAAUGGAGCUCACCUCAGGCAUGGGCAGAUGAUGUCAGGAGAUUUCGGAAAAUGUUCAAGUAUCCAGUUUCUACUGAGCUAGUGGUCAUUGUUGGGAAUCAUGACAUUGGAUUUCAUUAUGAAAUGACUACUUACAAGGUAAAUCGAUUUGAAAAGGUUUUCAACUUGACUUCAGGAAAGCUAAUAACUCGGAAAGGAAUAAACUUUGUCCUGGUGAACAGUGUAGCCAUGGACGGUGAUGGCUGUGCUGUCUGCAGUACCUCAGAGGCAAAGCUUGUGGCACUUUCUCACAAACUGAAUUGCUCCCUGCAGAAACCAAAUCAUUCCAACAAAAGAUGCAGUGAUGUGGAAGAGCUUCCAGCUUCAGAACCCAUUCUUUUACAGCAUUACCCUCUCUAUCGGAAAAGUGAUGCUGAAUGCAGUGGAGAAGAUUCUGCUCCUCCAGAGGAGAAGAACACCCCCUUUAAAGAAAAGUAUGAUGUACUGUCUCAAGAGGCAUCACAAAAGCUGAUAUGGUGGUUUCACCCCCGUUUGAUUCUCAGUGGACACACACAUAGUGCUUGUGAAGUGCUGCAUGCAGGGAAAAUUCUAGAAGUCAGCGUCCCGUCAUUCAGUUGGAGGAAUAGAAACAAUCCUAGUUUCAUCAUGGGCAGCAUAACACCAACUGACUUCUCCCUCCAAAAAUGCUUCCUUCCAUAUGAGAGCAGAGUCUUUACUAUAUACUGUGCAGCAGGUGCUCUGUUUGUGAUCCUGAUACUAGCUCAUGUUCAGCUUCUCACUCCACCGUUUUAUUUUGCUCAGCGUUUAAUCAGUAAGCAUAAAGCAGUAUGAAGAGCCAGACAUCUGCAUUCAGUCACUGAAAUACCAAAGCUGAGAACAGUCAAACAUCAGACUAUAUUCAUGCCAGCAAAUGACCUAAUUUGAUUGCUAGUCUGAAGGCAGGUUGCAUUUAUACAUACCAUAGAAGUCCUAUACAGCUGAUAUGACUACUACAGGAUAAAUAAUUAACUGAAAUGAACGUUUCAUGCUGUACAAAAAUACUGUAUUCGACAAUCAAAUGAGUCCUUUUCCUGCUAUAAUUUUUGUAUCAAAUAUGUAUAUUAAAAGUGUAACUGUACAUUAUGUAAAUUCUAUAGCCUCAUCACUUGUCUGCACUAGUGUCUUACCCUGGUGGAGGCUGAAUCCUGCAAACUGGAAACGUUUCUCUGUUUUAUUGCUGCAUGGCCCUUCUAAUGUCAUGCUUGUGUUCUAGGGUCAGGCAGAAACUAGAUGCAUCAGCACUGAGAGAUGCUGAUUUCCAUAACCUUUUUAGGGUGUCAUUUGUAAGGGGACUGUGGUUUGGGACAAGAGAUCUUCUGGUUCUUGACACAGUAAAUUGUUAGCUGACUGUAAUUUGCAGUUAUCGUCUACCAGACAACAAAGGGAAGAAGCUCGUGGAUCCAGUUUGCUGAUACACACUUAAAACCUGCUUAAAAAAAAAUUAGGGUGACACCUCAAGCUGCUAUUUUCAAAGAGAUGUGCUAUGAUGAGCUUAAAAAAAGAGGGCCCUAUUGCAUCCCAGAGAUGUGUGGUGAGAGGCCCUCCAGUUUCUGAUCUCCUGCAAGAAGGGAGGUCAAAUACAGCUGCAGUAACAUCAUCCUAUGCCUUGGCCCUCAGUCUACGGACAGAUAGGGAUAGGAGUGCAUGUUAUUUUAGAUUCCUGCAGGGUGCCAAGUCCUGUUGACUUUGUUGUAAUGUCACAUGUUGAACUGCACCAGAGGCUGAGGCCACCAGCUGUGCCACAGGCCCCAGCCUGGGGGUCAGCACGGAGAAGAUAAAAUCUGAGCUCAGCAUCUUCACUCUGUGAGGGAAGGUGGACAAACCUACUGCUGCUCCCCACCUGCCCUGGAAAAAACAGAGGGACUAUUUCACACCAGAACUAGUUUUCCUGCUGAUGUUCCUGCAGAGGCUGGGAGCUCUAACCUGAACUUCUGUGCUGGGGAUAGUUUAAAAAAAAAAGACUAUCUUUUGUUAUUCGCUCUAUUACUUUCUUUGGCAUGGGAAAGAAGUGAGAGAAUUUUGGGAAUUUUGUUUACUAUUAGCUUAUUCCACCCAGCCUUUCACUUUUUGGGAAAUAUAACUAAAUUGAACAUAACACAUUUCUGGGAAAAGAAAUGGUCAUAUUAUAGUAUCUAAAAUGGGACUGUUUUAUAUUUAACUAGAAACAAGUUCUCAACUGGUCUGUAGUCUGAAUUUAAAAAGAGGUCUGAUUGGGGUUUAUAACUAAUAAUGAUACUUACAGUAAAAAGUUAAUAAAACCUACUAAUUUUUAUGCCAGUGUGGGGACUCUGUUAGCUCUUAAUCUCUCCCUAAAUUUAAAAUGGAGUGGGGGGAAUGGUCCAAAGUGUGGUAAAACACUCUAUAAAGUAAUGUAGUCUAACAUUUCUCUAGCUUUCUGUUAUUGCAACUGUAAUUUUAGACAUUUGUACAGGUUAUCUUGGACACAGGAAAAGUAUAUAGUCACAGACAUAAAACACCUAUGUAUAAAAUAUAAAGCAGUGUUAUAGUUACUAAAAAGGACAUGCCUUAUUGCUACAGCAAUUCUUGCUUUUUAUAUAUUGUACUGUACCACAACUUGUUUUGAGAAUGUCAUUUGCAUAAAUUAUUCAAGUUUGAGAAAUAUUCACACAUUUUGAUUCUACAAUAUUUAAAAUAAAACAAUUUUCUAAUGUG
Messenger RNA from Pipra filicauda (Wire-tailed manakin), 5036 nucleotides. RefSeq names its product metallophosphoesterase 1 (gene MPPE1). The coding region runs from base 1959 to 3155 and encodes 398 amino acids. Lineage: Eukaryota; Metazoa; Chordata; Aves; Passeriformes; Pipridae. Gene Ontology annotation, cellular component: endoplasmic reticulum-Golgi intermediate compartment. The record is from RefSeq and is a predicted model, not a curated record. Gene Ontology annotation, biological process: GPI anchor biosynthetic process; endoplasmic reticulum to Golgi vesicle-mediated transport. Gene Ontology annotation, molecular function: phosphoric diester hydrolase activity. The transcript is spliced from 14 exons.